AUGAACUUAGGAGAUGGUUUAAAGCUUGAAACUGAAUUACUGGAUGGAAAAACCAAGCUAAUAUUGUCUCCAUAUGAAUGUAAAUCAAAAAUUUCUGUGAAGAUGGGAAAUAAGACCAAGAUUGUAAAAUGCCCUCUGCGAACAAAACAAACUGGACACAUUCUAAAAUCAACACAAAAUACUUGUGUCAGGAGUGAAAAACUUUGGCAAAAGAAGAGACUGGGUACAGAAACCUCACUGGGAAAAAGUGAAAAAAAUAAAAUGACUUUUUCACCCACAAAGGAUUUAUGUAAGCAGUAUGUAGAUAAUGACUGUCUUCAGAUCCAAAAAGGGAUUUCAUCUGCAAAUCCUAAUAUGCAGAAGACUAGAAAUACCAUGAAUGCAUCUGUGGUAGCUGAACAGAAGUCUUGCAAAAACCAUAUCACAGCCGAAAAUAUGGAGAGCAGUUUGGUGUGUCUAACACAAGACCAGCUACAUAAGAUUUUAAUGACUGUAAACCAAGGGAGUAGAUCCAUUUCUCUAUCUGAAAAUGGAAAGGAGGAAACAAGUCAGUACAAUCUACAUAUCGACAAUAUUCCUGAUCAGCCAAAAGACAAGAACAUUAUGGGACUACUCCAAAAAACUGAGGUUGUUUCAUCUGUCCUGGAUGAAAAUAAAUCUGUUUUAAAUAUAAAGCAGGAGACUUCUAAGGAGCUUGAGCAGAAAAUUGCCAUAGAGAAUGUAUGGAAACCAGCUGACAUAUUCAGUACUCUGGGGGAAAGAGAACGUGAUAAAAGUUUGUUGGAAGCAAAAAAAGCCCAGUGGAGGAAAGAGCUAGAUGAACAGGUUGCUUUAAAGAAGAAAGAAAAAGAAGCUUCUGAAAAAUGGAAUAAUAAUCCAUGGAAAAAAUCUGAAAGUGAUAAAAUAAUAUGGGAAAAACUUGAAAUACUUGACCAAUCUUGGGAAGCAGUACCUCUGGAGUGUCCUUUCAGUGCUGUGAAACAAGAACAGCAGAGAAAAUGGAUUGAAGAGUUGAAUAAGCAAAUAGAAGAGGACCGGCAAAGAAGAAUAGAGGAAAAAAUUAUGUAUUCAAAGGGUGAGGAACAUGAUAGAUGGGCAAUGCAUUUCGAUUCCUUGAAGAGUUAUGCUGGUUGUCAGUCUCAGCUGUCCUCUCAAUCAACACACAAACCACCAGAGUACUUCUGUGUGUCUCCUGAUGCUCAGGAGCUAGCUGACAUCACCAGUGUUUAUACACCUAUAAAUGGAAGUCAGGUUGGACCUGCAGAGGAAGAGCAUGUGGCCAAACCUGUUAGGGAUGUGGCUAUGACAAACAGUCAAAAAACAAACUUUCUCCGUUCUAUGACUGCUCUCUUGGACCCAGCUCAGAUUGAGGAACGAGACAGACGGCGACAAAAACAGUUAGAACAUCAGAAGGCCAUCACUGCUCAGGUGGAAGAGAAACGCAGGAAGAAGCAGCUGGAAGAAGAGCAAAGAAAGAAAGAAGAACAAGAAGAGGAGCGUCGCUUAGCACGGGAGCGAGAAGAAAUGCAGAGACAGUAUGAAGAAGAUAUACUUAAGCAAAAACAAAAGGAAGAAAUCAUGACUCUGAAGACAAAUGAGCUAUUCCAGACAAUGCAGAGAGCACAGGAGCUGGCACAGAGACAGAAACAAGAGCAGAGAAUCCGAGAAUUGGCCCAGAAAGGACACGACACUUCCAGAUUGCUUAAAAAUCUUGGUGUUGGUACAAUACAAACGGAAUGUAAUGCAUCCACUAACAUUUCAAAUUCAAAGCAUAGCUCUGAUGAAUCUGGUGGCAAGAUGAAUACAUAUCUCAAUUAUACAACCUCUCCAAAGAAGGAUACUGGUGUGCAAACAGAUGACUUGAAUACAGGAAUGUUCAAUGCAGAAUUACACUGUGGAGCAGUAAUUGAGAGGGAGAUUAUAGGUUGUCCAUCUCCUGAGAUUUCUGCAGAGUUUAGUGGACAGUUUAACACUAAGAAUAACCACAAAUUAAGUCCAGAUAAAGGAGCCAACUUAGAAAAAGCUAACAGUUGGCUUAGUGACCACUGUAACCAGUUCAUAAGAACAGAGAAACAAAUAAAGCACAUGAAAAAAUGUCUUAAAAGGCCAGAUUGGAAUAUAAACAAGCCACUCAAAAGAUACGUUACAACAUCAGAAAAGUACCCUCAACAGCUUCAAAAGCAGAGAGAAGAAAAACAAGUAAGACGACAGAUGGAACUCCUUCAGUUGGUAGAAAGAAAGAAUCCUGGACACCUGGCUCAGAAUGAAGACACUUCACCAGAAGAUCUUCAUGCAUCUCAUCAAGAAACUGGCUCAGGGUUCAGGGGGCAUCUAGUCAAAAAGGAAGAUUCACCUCCCAAAAGUCAUCCUUUCAGCAGGGAAAGGUCUCAAUCAUCAGUUACAGCAGUAGAAAAAAGAACCCAACAAACUCAGACUAAUCUCUUGCACUUAUCACCCAAAAUCAACAGUUAUGAGAGAGAGAAUCUGAUCCCAGGAGCUAGACACAUGGAAUUACCAUUUGAGAUUUCUGAACCAUCCCAUUUUAUUCCCUAUGUCCGAACUAAUGAGAUCUAUUACCUGGAUCCAGAUGCACCAUUAUCUAGGCCUUCAACCCAGAAUCCUCAGCACCAAAAUUCACAUAACUGUGACCAAGAACAGCAAGAAUCUGACCAUGUCAGGGAUGUACUUCUUAAUCCUAACUUGGUGAAAAACAGGGAUCGACAGCAAGCAAUCCUGAAGGGACUAUCAGAACUGAGACAGGGCCUUCUCCAGAAGCAAAAGGAAUUGGAAACUAAUCUCAUCCCUUUAGCUGCAAAUCAAGAAGAGAAUUUUUAG
Molecule: messenger RNA, 2835 nt
Organism: Orycteropus afer afer
Lineage: Eukaryota; Metazoa; Chordata; Mammalia; Tubulidentata; Orycteropodidae
Source: RefSeq, a predicted model, not a curated record